AUAGGUUCAAACAACGAUUCCAAAUGAAUGUGACCGGCGUUAGAAUUUGUUUAAUUUAUCUGGUGUAAUAGUUCUUACUUUUGACGUCGUGUUCCCCCUUUUUUUAAUUUUUUUAGAAAGAACUUGUUCCAUUUAUGUUGUUCGCAUCGGGCGCCCUUUCCCGAUAACCUAGUGCAGGUCGCCGCUUUCCACUCCUACAGCAGUAUUUGUCAGGCGUUUCCAAAGACAGCCCUUAGGUCUUGCAGCAGGGUCUUAAUUAGAAUGAUGUGUCGGAGAGCUACUAAACGAAAGUUGUUGCCAAGCAUUUGUAUAGUUUGGAGAAUGAGUAGAUGUUUGCUUUAGCGCGUAGAAAAGAGACAUGCUUUACAUUUAUCCUGCUCAAACAUACCUCUCGCAGUUUCCUGUGCCAAUCCUUACAUGAAAUACAAGCGACUUGGUUCGCGGCACCGUUAAAAAAAAGAGUGUGGGAAUGCAGCAGCCCAGCAACAAUCCCACCACCAGGGAGAAGGUUAAAGAAUGCCUGAGGACAGACCUCCUGGCUGCUGAUCUCCGGUGCAGUCUCUUUGUAGCCGCUGUAGAAAGCUAUAAACGGGACUCUGUUCUCAGACCUUUCCCACCCACCUAUAUUAAUGGAGAAAACAAAGAGUUUGAUGCUUUGCUGGCAGAUGUAAAGUCUCUGCCGAGUGUUAGAGACGUGCUGCAGUCUGGUCCUGGGGGAGACAAGGCUUUGCUGGACCUCCUCCACUGGGUUUUAUCAUCAAAGAACCAAACUCUUAAGAGUCUACUGAAAGAAGAGUAUGUGAAAAUCCAGGAGUUGACAGGAUUUAACUGGGGUUCCGUCCCGCCUCCUGACUUCCUGUUCGAAAUUGUCUACUGUGACCAAAUGAAUGCCAAAUUCGAGGAGACAAAGGGGGAGAGGGACCUUUUUUAUGCAUUUCACGGGAGCCGUCUUGAAAACUUUCAUUCAAUAGUCCACAAUGGUUUGCAUUGUCAUUUGAACAAGACUUCGUUAUUUGGCGAAGGUACCUAUCUCACUAGCGAUCUGAGCUUGGCUCUGCUGUACAGCCCCCAUGGGAGUGGAUGGCAGAAGUGCAUUCUGGGACCAUUGCUCAGCUGUGUGGCUGUAUGUGAAAUUAUUGACCACCCAGAUGUAAAAUGUCAGUUGAAAAAUAAAGAUUCAGACAGCAUUGACAGGCGGAGAGCCAGAGUGAGGAACAGUGAAGGCGGAGAUGUUCCGCAGAAAUACUUUGUCGUCACCAACAAUCAGCUCCUCCGAGUCAAAUAUCUCCUGGUCUACUCUGAAAAACAGCACAGGAGAAGACACACAAGGCAGAUGUCCUGGCUGUCCAAGCACUAUUUUGCUAUCCUGAUGUCCCUGUAUUUAUUGCUGCUAAUCGUCAUUGGGGCUUGUAAUUCACCAGCAUUCCAGUCCUUCUGGAACAGACUAUUUGAUAAAAGAAAAUGAGGCUGUCGUGCCCACCGGCUCCUGCCUAGUGCCUUAAUAUAAACUGCAAUACAGCCUCUGGAAAAGUGCUAUGCAGUACUGUACGUAACCAAGGUCACAUGACUUUUCGCACCUUUUUUUUUAGUGCACAAUAUCUUUAUAUGCGGACCUUGAACAUGUAGAGUAAGGUAUUUCACUUUUCAAACAUUUAGAGUUUUAAUGCAAUAAAUAUGUAUCUGUAGUUCGGUUCUGUAUCUGUUGAUUUAUACUAACUGGGAACUGAAGCUUUAUCUUUUGUUCUUGACAAGAGAAUGUAUUUUGUAUUCAAGGCUCAAAUUAUUUUCUGUAUUUGCAUGUUUAGAAGUGCUAUAUUAAACUAUUUUUAUGGUGUGACCAUCCAUAGCAGGGAAGCACUGUGUUGAGCUAUAAUAUGUUGCCUUCACUAUGCUAAAAUGAAUCCUAAAGACAUGGAAUAAAUAAUGUGGGACUUCAUUGGUAUUUCUCUCGUAGACACAGACUAAAACGUACAAAGCAAGAUGGUUACGUGAUCAUCAGGAUUUCUUUGAUAAUUACAUUUCAAACAGUUUCAUGUGAUGGUUUUAAUAACAACAAUAAUACAUAUUUUAUAAAGUUAUCAACCUGUGACAGAUUCACUAGAUAAAGAUUUGAAAUACUCUUUUCAAAGAUCGUUUUAAUCACUAAACCCUGUGAAGCGGUGCAGAGAAUGAUAUAAAAAUGACUGCCAGCAGGGGUCAGCAUUGCAUAGCUGUUUUUCCUGGACUUUUAAGUUGUAUAAAAAAAAUAAGAAAAUGAGUGUUGACAUCGGCUCUUAUUUCUUCAUUAUUUAAAGUUUCUUUCUUUGAGGACAAUGUGGUGUUGCCAAAGCUUAGUAUACCUCGUCCGUGAGUGUCCAGUGAAAUUUUAUUUUUGUUUCAUUCUUCUUUGUAGAGUAUCUUUGGAAGAAUUUCAUGGAUCCAUUUCCUGCAAAGAUGGCUUUCUUAGUCCAGUAAUUCCAAAUGCAUGAUCCUUCAUAUAAUUGUGCAAUUACAGGACAGAACACAGAUGCAUAUAAAUUAGAACUUCCAUUUCAUUAAUUAGACAAACUGCAUGAUAUGUAAAUCCCCAGUUAUUUGUUUUCAUUUUGGUAACACUGGACACCACGCAAUCUGUAUCUUCAUAAGACUAGAAUACGAACAGGAAUUUGGAGGGUCAUUGUGUAAUGGGGAGAAUUAUUUUUUUACUACAUAGCCCCUAUAGUUUAAAAAGCAACAUAUAGACGUGUAUUCAUAAAGCACUAGCAAGCUGGUAAAUGCAUUUCAUGAAGACUUCCACAGUGUCUGUUUCUUGACAGAAUUAUUGUGAUUCUGCACUGUUAUAAUUUAACAACACAAAUAAUGACACGGUAGUAUACUGUGCAGUAAAUGUUACAACACAGGUGUUAUAUAAAACUAGAGUGUAAUAAAUUUGAUUUAUUAACCCAG
Molecule: messenger RNA, 2925 nt
Organism: Acipenser ruthenus (sterlet)
Lineage: Eukaryota; Metazoa; Chordata; Actinopteri; Acipenseriformes; Acipenseridae
Product: protein mono-ADP-ribosyltransferase PARP16-like
Exons: 7
Coding region: 470-1465 (331 amino acids)
Biological process (GO): endoplasmic reticulum unfolded protein response
Cellular component (GO): nuclear envelope; membrane; intracellular anatomical structure
Molecular function (GO): protein serine/threonine kinase activator activity; NAD+ poly-ADP-ribosyltransferase activity; kinase binding
Source: RefSeq, a predicted model, not a curated record